UUGAAGUUUUCAAGAUGCAGCUUUUUACACGAGUUAUUCUGUUGGCCGUGACCCUGUUCAGCGUCAGUGCCGUGCCACGAUUUGGAGAGGAAGUGGGUCUGGAGCAGGCUCUUUUCCGCAUGGUUUUGGGUGAGGCCGCGGGCCGUGCCCUGAAUCCGGCUGCCCAGAGUUGUGCCAACCUUUAUUUGAACACGACCCAGAAGUACGGCGACCAGUUGGCCAAUGCCACCAACGAAUGCGAGGAGGCUGCCAACCGCACCAAGGUGGCCUACAGCCAGAGCAGCAACUCGACUGUCAGCCAGAUUCGCCUCCAGCUGUGGAACCUGCAGCAGAACCUUGAGUCCUGCCGCAACGAGACGGACUCCGCCCUCUUCCUCAACUGCACCGUGUCCACUUUCGACAAGAACCUGCAGCUGCUGGACACCUCCAACUCGCAGGCCUACCAAGCCCAGACCCAGUUCACCUCCAACCAGACCCAAGUGAGUGCCCAGCGGACCAACUGCAUCAGCUCGGCGAUCAGCGAGGCCAAGGUGCAGUCCAUCCAGGCGGCCAACGACUACGACUCCUGUUUGGCCAAGAUCCCCGGCCAGCGGGUGACUCCCCAGGAGACUCCACGUGAGAUUCCCCACGACAAGGAGUACGAGCAGAUAAGGCCAGCUCACGUGGCCCAGGAGCAGAUCCCCGAGGAGCAGGACAUGCCCCAGCAGCAGUACAAGGAGCUGCCUUUGACCAACUAGGGUUCAAACUAGUAAUUCAGCAAUAAACUGUUUCAUUUCACAAAGAUCUAA
Molecule: messenger RNA, 788 nt
Organism: Drosophila ficusphila
Lineage: Eukaryota; Metazoa; Arthropoda; Insecta; Diptera; Drosophilidae
Exons: 3
Coding region: 15-737 (240 amino acids)
Source: RefSeq, a predicted model, not a curated record